This is a messenger RNA of Exophiala spinifera, 1086 nucleotides long. RefSeq lists its product as uncharacterized. Gene Ontology annotation, biological process: mitochondrial respiratory chain complex I assembly. The transcript has a single exon. Gene Ontology annotation, cellular component: mitochondrion. Gene Ontology annotation, molecular function: S-adenosylmethionine-dependent methyltransferase activity. Lineage: Eukaryota; Fungi; Ascomycota; Eurotiomycetes; Chaetothyriales; Herpotrichiellaceae. The coding region runs from base 1 to 1086 and encodes 361 amino acids. The record is from RefSeq and is a predicted model, not a curated record.
AUGAAGCCCCCGGCGCUACGGCCCUGGCUUCCCACGUCGGCGCUCAGAAGGCGCCCGACGCAACCCCAUCGGCGGCCGUACGCCGUUCAGUCACCCGGGGCGCCGACGCUCCAGAUCUUCAACGAGAAGGUCAAAUAUCUCCAGAAAGAACGGGCAGGGUCCAACGCCGAGUACAGCCGCAAGACAGACUACCUCAAAGACGAAGUUGCUCGACGGCUGGUCGAUCGGCUGCUCGACAUCAACCGCCAAUUUCCUCGGGUUCUCGACCUGGGCGCCAACAGCUGCAACAUUGCGCGGGCGCUUUCCCAACCGCCCAUGAUUGCGCCCGACGGCGAAGCCGAAGGAAACAAGAUCCCGCUGUCGGCCCGCGUGCAGCAUCUCGUGUGUGCCGAAACGUCACCGGCAACGCUGCACCGGGACGACGACCGCCUGCCUGCGCCCGAGGUGCCCGUCACCCAGACACUCCUCCCGUCGCUCGAGAGCCUGCCGUACGACUCGAACAGCUUCGACGCGGUCCUGUCGAGCCUGUCGCUGCACUGGAUCAACGACCUGCCGUCGGUGCUCGCGAGCAUCAACAACGUCCUCAAGCCCGACGCCCCGUUCCUCGCCGCCAUGUUCGGCGGCGACACGCUGUUCGAGCUGCGGUCGUCCCUGCAGCUGGCGGACCUCGAGCGGCGGGGCGGCGUCAGUCCGCACGUCUCCCCGCUCGCGGACGUGCGGGACGUCGGGAACCUGUUGACCAGGGCCGGGUUCAAGCUGCUGACCGUCGACGUGGACGACAUCGUCGUCGAGUACCCCGACACGUUCGCGCUCAUGACGGACAUACAGGCCAUGGGGGAGGGCAACGCCAUCGCCAAGGGCAUGGGCGGGCCGAUGACCCGGGACGUGCUGUUGGCGAACGAGGCAAUCUACAGGGAGCUGCAUUGCAACGAGGACGAGAAGGACAGGAUCCCUGCCACCUUCAGGGUCAUUUACAUGAUCGGCUGGAAGCCUGGCGAAGGCCAGCCUGAACCGCUGCCACGCGGGAGCGGCCAACUCAAUAUGAAGGAUAUCCUGGGCGGAGGAGACUUUGGACAACAACAAUAG